AUGAUUUCCUGGAGAACAGCGAUAAUCAUCCUUCUAUUUGUUCCAACAUCAUUCUGUGCUGAUGCCAGACUUUUGGAAAAGAGACUUUUGUCCAACUACAGCACCAUCGUCAAACCUAGACGAGACCAGACUCAGUCGGUGCUGGUCAAUCUCACAUUUACCAUGAACUCAUUGAGGACAGUGGAGGAACGCUAUCAAUAUAUCACCUUCAUGGGUUGGUUCAUUGUCACAUGGUACGACGAUUUCCUGUCGUGGGAUGAAAAAGAGUUUGUAGGACUGAGAUCGGUAAAUAUUCCAUAUACCAAAGUCUGGGUCCCUGACAUCAGUCUCUACUUCUCGGAGACAAACACACAUGAUCUGGGCGUGAAUCCGUUCGUUUCCGUUUAUUCUAGCGGUUUGGUUGUAUGGUAUCCCGGUGACCAGUACACAAUAGAGUGUCUCCUGGAUAUCCAGAAGUUUCCUUUUGAUAAACAGUCAUGUGAGUUGCGUAUCGCCGCCUGGCAGACGACUGACUGGAUGCAAAAACUUUUCCCCAAAAGGAGAUUUAAUGAAAUGAAACAGAUAUCAGAAAAUGGCGAAUGGGAGUUCAUUAAAACUGAUUUGAAGUCUGUUUUUGUUCGCGAAUUCAACAUGACUGAAGUAAGGUAUACGAUAUUUCUAAGAAGACGCCCAUUAUAUGCUAUGAUGAGUACUGUAUUCCCAGUCGUGUUACUGGCCAUCCUCAGUUCUUUAUCUUACGGUCUUCCAGUGACUUCCGGUGAAAGAAUGACAUAUUGUUUGACAGUCCUGCUAGCGUUUACUGUUUUUCUGACGCUAUUUGAAGAAAAUAUGCCGCGGAAAUCUACAAACAUUCCUUAUUUGUCCCUAUAUCUCUGUAUUCAUUUGAUUUCUAGUGUUUUUUCUAUAUUUGUGUCAGUCAUCGUCAUCAGAAGCCACCAUAUAAUGAUCAAGAAACUAGAAAUAUUUACAGUUCAAAAAGAGGUCGUCAUUCGACAAGAUUACGAAAACAAGGCAUUCCAGAAUUCACCAGAAAAGAAUAAAUCUUCAAAAGAUCACCCCCAUGAUAAAAAUUUUAACAUGGAGACAAAGAGCACCGAGGAAAAUAAAUACAAACCAGAUGUUAAGGAUGAUGUUGAUGACAAAGAGCAAACCUCUGAAAAAGAAAUCUUUGACGACAUGCUAGACGAUGGAAAUCGUACUUUACCUUCCUGCUGUGAUCAGAUGUUGGGACAAAAAUUUGUGAGUAGAAGUUUGGAUAAGCUAAUGCUCAAAAUAAGUGUUGCCUUCACACUGUUAAGCACUGUCGGACUUGGGCUGUUGUUUUACCUCUGA
Saccostrea echinata is the source of this 1332-nucleotide messenger RNA. RefSeq names its product neuronal acetylcholine receptor subunit beta-4-like. Gene Ontology annotation, molecular function: neurotransmitter receptor activity; transmembrane signaling receptor activity; extracellular ligand-gated monoatomic ion channel activity. The transcript has a single exon. Gene Ontology annotation, cellular component: synapse; neuron projection; membrane. Lineage: Eukaryota; Metazoa; Mollusca; Bivalvia; Ostreida; Ostreidae. The coding region runs from base 1 to 1332 and encodes 443 amino acids. Gene Ontology annotation, biological process: chemical synaptic transmission; nervous system process; monoatomic ion transmembrane transport. The record is from RefSeq and is a predicted model, not a curated record.